AUGCGAACCCGGUAUUGUUACUUAGUGGAAAAACUGCCAGCAGACAUCGUCGAGGAAGUAAUGGAUUUACUGGAAAAUGUCCCGGAUGACAACCCGUACGAUAGACUCAAGGAAGCAAUUUUAAAACGGACCGGUGCCUCGAACGAAGCCAUGCUACGCAACCUUUUCACUCAGGUUGAAUUAGAAGACCGCACCCCAUCGCAGUUAUUGAGGCACAUGCGAACCUUACUGGGUGACAACAAAAUGUCCGAGAACAUUAUGCGGAGCUUAUGGCUGGACAAGUUACCCACUACAACACAAAUCCUCGCACCCAUGACGGAGGAAACGCAGACAGAAAAACUCGCGGACAUUGCAGAUCGGAUCCAUGAAAGUUUUCGAAGCCGCAGGGUAAACUCUAUCCAACCACAACCAGCCCAACAAAGAGACAGGGAAUUUAACGACCUCAAGUCUACUGUAGAAAGGUUGUCUAUACAAUUACAAGGCUUACUGCAAAAAAAGACCGACAGUACCGCCGCGAUAAAUGUCCAGGCUACAGAAAGCGAAGUUUCAGCAGAGGCCGGACUGACAACCGCAAUCGAAAAGAUGAAAUUUGUUACUACCACAAAAAAGGUUUGGUCCUGA
Molecule: messenger RNA, 621 nt
Organism: Acanthosepion pharaonis
Lineage: Eukaryota; Metazoa; Mollusca; Cephalopoda; Sepiida; Sepiidae
Source: the annotation of a GenBank genome assembly